Messenger RNA from Penicillium longicatenatum, 951 nucleotides. RefSeq lists its product as uncharacterized. Gene Ontology annotation, molecular function: FMN binding. The coding region runs from base 1 to 951 and encodes 316 amino acids. Lineage: Eukaryota; Fungi; Ascomycota; Eurotiomycetes; Eurotiales; Aspergillaceae. The transcript is spliced from 2 exons. The record is from RefSeq and is a predicted model, not a curated record.
AUGCCACAUUCUGUCAAUGUCACCAGUUUGAGUUCUCUCCUUAGAAUAUCUUACCACCUCAGCGCGACCAGGUGUUUCGUGGGACUGGGGAAACAUCAGACAAUCCGACGAACCUUGCUCUUCUCAACCAUCUCUAAAAUGGCCCACUCAACGAACUCGAGGAAAAUAAAAGCCCCAUGGCGCGACCUUCUAGCCUCGCACCUCAAACGAACCCCAGGCUAUGAAUUCACUCUUGGGACAGUUGAACACGGUCCCGAUGGUGAACCAAUGCCCCGUGUCCGCACCUGUGGCUGCCGUGGUUUCUUCCCCGAGCUCGAGCUCCAUCCAAGUGGGCAAGAAGACAUGAAGCAACAGGCCCCGGGUGGUGGGAAUCCUGAUAAAUACGAGAGUGAUAUGUUGACAUUUACAACGGAUGUUCGAAUGGAAAAGCUGGAUCAAAUUGUCGGCUCUGAUCAUCACGUUGAGGCUGUAUUUUGGCUUCCGGACUUGAUGAACCAAUGGCGGGUCAAAGGAAGAGCAUAUGCCUUUGGAAACCCCGAUGUUGAGAAUCCUGAAUCUUCAGAAGAUACAAAAUCCAUGCAACGCAUCACGGAUUGUUUGCGCUUCAAAGAGAAUUACGAUGAGAGCAUGGAGUGGACCUGGGAUAAUGUUGUGACUGAGUAUUUUGCAAACCAUUCUCCCGCAAUGCGAGGCUCUUUCCGAGUCCCGGUUCCUGGAACACCUAGGUCAGAAGUACCCAGUAACCCAGCCUUGAAGCUGGGACAGAAGGUGAAAGAUCUAUAUGAUCCUGUUGCCCGUGCCAAUUUCAGGGUAGUGGCUAUCAUUCCCGACAAGGUUGAGCGACUUGACUUAUCUGACAUGAACAAUGUGCGAAGAGAACAAUGGAGGUUUGAGGAGUACGACAAAUCAAGGGAAUCCGAGCCUUGGGAAUACUGCGAAUUAUGGCCGUGA